AUGGACGCAGCCGGCCAGAUUGAAACGUUCCCACCUCGUGCCUCAAACGCGCGCCAGCCGCUGCUGCUGCAGUCGCUGGAGGCGCUGCUGCUGGACGAGGUUGGCGCCGCGGUGCGCCUCGCUGGCGCGGGGCCGCACCGCACGCGCGACCCCCAAGGAGCAGCGAACCUGGCGCUACAGGCGCACAGCACGGCGGGGCUGGUGAUGCUUUGA
Monoraphidium neglectum is the source of this 213-nucleotide messenger RNA. RefSeq lists its product as hypothetical. The coding region runs from base 1 to 213 and encodes 70 amino acids. Lineage: Eukaryota; Viridiplantae; Chlorophyta; Chlorophyceae; Sphaeropleales; Selenastraceae. The record is from RefSeq and is a predicted model, not a curated record. The transcript is spliced from 2 exons.